Molecule: messenger RNA, 1290 nt
Organism: Parastagonospora nodorum SN15
Lineage: Eukaryota; Fungi; Ascomycota; Dothideomycetes; Pleosporales; Phaeosphaeriaceae
Exons: 3
Coding region: 1-1290 (429 amino acids)
Biological process (GO): polyketide metabolic process
Source: RefSeq, a predicted model, not a curated record
AUGGGCGAAGCUACCCCACCAUCUGCCCCUCAUUCGUAUCCAGAACCUCAGGCGAUCUCCCCGCAGAUCACGCUUCAGGCACCGCUUUCACGACGCGGGAAAGGACCGGGCCUUGUUUUGGUGCUGGAUACGUCUGCGCUGAUUGAUAAGAGCGAGAAACAUCUCGACCCGCCGCCGCUGCAGAAAUGGGCUGAAGAAGGGUUUGCGGUCGUGCAGUUGGUGGUACCUGGGAAGGUUGAAGACGGCGGAGAAUUUCCAUUGAAGAAAGCACUAGAGAUCCUGAAGGGUUGCGAGGCUUGCGAGUUUGACAAGGGCGUGGGACUAAUCUCUUACUUGUAUCGCAUUCCAUUUUAUCUCGAACAAGCAACAUACAUUGCGCCCGAGAUCAAAGCACUAAUAUCCUACGGUGGCAAGACAUUCUCAACUCUCAACGAAACAGCAUCAUCAUCCAUACCACCACAACUGAUUCAUGUCUCUGGUCCCAAUGUACCUCGACGAAAGUCAGUCUCCCUCACGCCUGAGUCGCAAAAGAGCAAACAGUUUGAGGGUGUGGUCAAGACAUACCGCUACGAUGAUGCAAAAGAAGACUCCGGCUGGGUGUUACCAGCCGACGAGAACUACCACAAAAGAAGCGCAGGUAUUGCGCAUACGAGAAGUCUUGGCUUCUUGAAGAAAGCGCUAGACGGACCGUGGUUCGAUCUCGAAGCUGUAUGGGAAGAGCACACACUCUACGAAUUCGGCGAGCGAGACGUAGACAAGACAAUGGCAACAAUGGUCGACCAGCCAUACGUCAACCACAUCCCAACCAUGACCGGCGGCAUAGGCAAAGAGCGCCUAACCUCCUUCUACACCCACCACUUCGUUUUCUCCAACCCCCCAGACACCUCCCUCUCCCUCGUCUCCCGCACCGUCGGCAUCGACCGCGUCAUCGACGAGUUCAUCUUCAGCCUCACGCAUACAAGCGAAGUACCCUGGCUAAUCCCCGGUAUCCCACCUACGGGCAAGAAACUCGACAUCCCGUUUACCAGCAUCGUUGCGCUGCGCGGCGAUCGCUUGUGCCAUGAGCAUAUCUCCUGGGACCAGGCUACUGUGCUCAAGCAGCUGGGCUUGUUGCCCGAGUACGUCGGAUUUCCGUAUGCGAUUGACGGGGAGGAGGCGCCGGAGGGGAAAAGGUAUGAGGUUGCACUGCCGGUGGUGGGGAGUGAGGGGAGUAGGAAGUUGGUGGAUGAAGGGAGUGAGGAGAGUAAUGCGUUGAUGGGUAGGAAGUGGAGGGUUGUUGAUGAGAAAUGA